Messenger RNA from Metopolophium dirhodum (rose-grain aphid), 917 nucleotides. RefSeq names its product complex III assembly factor LYRM7-like. The transcript has 5 exons. The record is from RefSeq and is a predicted model, not a curated record. Gene Ontology annotation, biological process: mitochondrial respiratory chain complex III assembly. NCBI's taxonomy places the organism in Eukaryota, Metazoa, Arthropoda, Insecta, Hemiptera, Aphididae. Bases 246 to 632 code for a protein of 128 amino acids.
AUAAAUAUUGUGCAAUGUGCAAAAGCGUUAAGCAGUAACUUUAGCAAUACUUAGUACUUACUACUAUGUAUUAUAAUACAUAAUAUUCAUUAUUCAACAAUUCUUAUUGCAAUUGUGUCGUACAAUUAUAAAACUCAUAACAGUCAUAACGUAUCUCAACAUUUUACCAAGUGCUAAUCAUAACUGUCUGAAAUAUUUGUCCUGAAUCACAAUUCUUUAAUAAUUAAUUUGCCUAUCCAUUUGCCAUGGCAUCAAACGAAGUAAGAAAAAAAGUACUUACUACAUUCAAAUUAGUGCAUAGAGCUAGAUUACUGUGUUUUAAAAAUGAUAACCAAAUGUUAAAUGCUGCUAAACAUCAAAUUAAUGAAGAAUACAAAAAAAAUAAAACUGUCUCGGAUCCUGCAGUUGUUCAGAAUCUCAUAACCUUUGCUCAAGAUGUUGAACAUGAACUCUUAACACAAGUAGUUCAAGCAGAAAGAGUAAAUGAAACAAAAUUUAAAUUGAAUUUAGAUCCAGAGCGUCAUACUUUGGAGAAUAUACCAUAUGCUGAAUUAGAUGAUGAAACAUAUAAAAAAUGGAAAGAAGAGAAAAAGAAAAGUAGCAAGAAAAAUGAAAAGUGUUGUUGCGACUAAAUUGUAGUUAAAUUGUUUUCUAAAGUUUAAAGUUCAAAAUAUGUAUAAUUCAAUUGAAUAUUUAUAUAGAAUUGUAUUUACAGUAGUAUAGUAUAUACUAGGGUCACCGUUAUACUUAUACAUGUUAUUCUCAGGUACCCAUAUUCUUUACUCAAAUGUUGUUAAGAUCUGUGAAGUUUAGAUAUGUGAGUUGACAUAUUCACAGUAUAAUUUGAUGAGCUAUUUAUCAAUAUAUAUAUAUUUUAAUUCUAAUUACAAUUUAAAAUAUACUUAAUUGUGAUUUCA